CUCUUCGAGCUCUUCCUCUUCGUCCUCGAGUUCAUCCUCUUCCUCGUCCUCGAGUUCUUCCUCGUCUUCCUCUUCCUCUUCCUCUUCCUCAUCUUCGUCUGCUGUUUCAAGCUCUUCCUCUUCCUCAUCCGUUGUUUCAAGCACUUCCUCUUCCUCCUCUGCUGCACCAAGCUCUUCCUCAUCUUCAUCUGUUGUUUCAAGCUCUUCCUCUUCCUCUUCCUCUUCCUCGAGUUCUUCUGCUGCUCCAAGCUCUUCCUCUUCCUCUUCCUCUUCCUCGAGUUCUUCCGCUGCUCCAAGUUCUUCCUCUUCCUCUUCCUCGAGCUCUUCCGCUGCUCCAAGUUCUUCCUCUUCCUCGAGCUCCUCUGUUGCCUCGAGCUCUUCUUCGAGCUCUUCCGCUGUUUCGAGCUCUUCUACUCCAACUUCUGCUGCUCCAAGCUCUUCCGCUCCAACGUCCGCUGCUCCAAGCUCUUCCUUACCAAUAAAGUAUGUUACGGUAACUGAGUGGGUCAAUCUGUGUUAAGAACCCCCAACCUGUCUCUCUUAGCUAUACCCGUUGAAUUACUUUAUUAUUGUAAAAUACGACUCCUUUAAUUCUUGAAUCAUGGAAACUGUACGUUUAAGACGCCUUGUCUUGUCCUAGUGUAAGCACCUGUAGCUGUUCGCAAAGCCUGUAUUUUUGGACUUGCUGCUACAUUUUCCGUUUUUCAUGUCAACAAAGACCGACAACAAGAUGAAACAAAUUAAAACUCCUGGUUGGCCAUAAAACUUAUGACUCAGACUAGAUGAAAUUAUAGGUAUGGGGCCUAAACUAUGGAGCACUUGUAGGUUUCACAGGAUAGAGCGGUGAUCAUGCCAGACCACAAACAUCUGCAGAUUAAGCUAGUAUCUCGAUAGAGCAUAAAAAUAUCUGACAGUAUUGUUGAACCUGGGAGAAUAAAAGCGUC
Babjeviella inositovora NRRL Y-12698 is the source of this 944-nucleotide messenger RNA. RefSeq lists its product as uncharacterized. The transcript has a single exon. The annotation marks the transcript as partial. The record is from RefSeq and is a predicted model, not a curated record. NCBI's taxonomy places the organism in Eukaryota, Fungi, Ascomycota, Pichiomycetes, Serinales.